Molecule: messenger RNA, 1164 nt
Organism: Caenorhabditis elegans
Lineage: Eukaryota; Metazoa; Nematoda; Chromadorea; Rhabditida; Rhabditidae
Gene: F07C3.16
Product: Serpentine Receptor, class H
Exons: 7
Coding region: 49-1077 (342 amino acids)
Source: RefSeq, marked reviewed
AAAAGAUCAGACGAGACAAUCAAGUAACAAUUUAUUUUUUCAAAAAUCAUGACAGAAUGCUAUAUCCCUAAAAACUUGGAAAUCGGGUUCAAAAUCUUUCAGAUUUCCCCUUUUAUUGCCACACCAAUUUAUUCAAUUGCGAUAUAUCUACUAAUUUAUCACUCGAGUAUUCAUGCAAAGCGAAUACGAAUUAUUUAUUUUCGAAACUUGACAUUAAAUGUGGUAUGUAUGGUAGCAAUUUCCAUAAUUUUGUGUCCAAUAUUUUAUUUACCAAUGUAUGGAUAUCAAUCUAAUGGACUUUUUCGUUUUGUGGAUUGGAAUUUGGCACUUCCUGCAAUUUUUACCGUUUAUUGUAUUUUAGGAGUUGUUAUAUCUGUUAUGGAUUUAUUUCACUAUCGAUUAAAGGCUAUAUUGACGAUGAACACAAAACCUCGGAAUUUAAAAAUUAAGCGUUUUGUUCAACAACUGAUUUAUCUUGCAUAUACUGUUCUUGUUUUCACUGCUGUAUCAUAUCUUGGACUUUUGAAGAUUCAAAGCUCACAAGAUGCAAUCAAGCCUUUAGUUUUUGAGAAAUAUCACAUGUCAGAAGUCUGGUGUCCUAGAUUUCUGGUCGCUGACCCUACAUCUUGGCCAAUCAUUCUUGCAAUUUGUACUACAAUUAUAUUUAUAAUUUCUGUUGGUUCAGUAGUUUUGUUAUGUGGUGGAUUUACAUUUAUGAUUCUUAUUUCAUCACGAAAUGAUUUAUCAAGUUUUACUUUGAGGGCUCAGAAAAAGUUUACAACCGUGUUGAUCAUACAGGCAAUAGUUCAUGUAGUUUUCAUAUUGGGGCCAAUUUUGGGUAUAGUUGUUUCAGUGUAUUUUGAAAUAUCAAUUAAAGAUGGUGGUCUAGUCUAUUUCUUUGUUGAAGCACAACAAGGAACUGCAUCAACACUUGUUUUCAUUUUUGCGCAUUCUGUGACCAAGAAGAUACUAAACUAUGCAACGAACUAUCUUCGAAUACUUAUUGGUCUUCAAGCGUCAAACAGUAUGUGGAGAGUGUCAAUAGUGGAACUUCGAAGUAGCAAAAGUGUAGUCUAGUCAAUGGUAUCAGUGACUUUCAUUUCUUUUUUACGUGUCCUUAUUCAUUUUGUGAUAUGAACUGCUUUAAUAAAAACGACAGUGUGU